CAUUGCUCUGCGCUUUGCUUGUUUAUCUUGUUGCUCAUUCGUUCACAAAAAGCCGAUCGCGUGCGACGUAUUUGCGCGUCUGUGUCCGAUUUUUGUAGUGCGCGCGCUUUUAUAUUUUUCAUGGAAAUUGAUUUUGAUUAAAAAGUGCCAGCCAAAUAAAUAAUUGAAAAAUUGAAAUUGAAGGCGUGUGAAAUUGGCAAAACAUACCAGCUGUCAAAAACCAAUACGAGUGAGUGUGAGUGUAUGUGUGUGUGUGUGCGCGCGCGCGUUUAUUUUGUGUUUGUGUGUGUGUGUGUGUGUGUGUGAGCCUGGCCAGAGAGCGUGAAAAAAUGCACUAAACGAGAAAUCAAAGCAAAUUAGCAAAAACAACAACAACAAUAACAAUGCCAAACUAAAGCUGCACUAACCAAAACGAAAAAUAAAUAAAUAAAUAAAGAAAAUAACACAAAUUUCUAACGAAAAUCAAAUUGUAAAUUCCGGUUCGCGCACAAAACCAAAAUGCAAAAUACAAUGCAAGCCUUUGCAGCGGCCGCUGCGGAUGCGUCGACGUCGACGUCGCCGCCGGACUUUGAUUUCCAGAUGCCGUGUCGCUAUUUCAAAAGUUCUUUUGCGCGUUCGCUUUCGCUGAACAACAACAACAACAACAACAAUGGGAAUGGGAGCAGCGCUUUGGCAUUGCCCAAGAAGUCGCCGCAAAUUGAGGCCAAGCAGCAGCAGCAGCAGCAACUGGAACAGGAGCAGCAACAGGAGUCGCUCUGCUUGACGCCGCCGCCAGCGCUGCCCGCGCGACGUCACACGACGAGCAACAACAACAACAACAACUUGACACAUUUCAAUGCAGCGCCGACUAAUCAGCAGCAACAACAACAACAACAACAGCAGCAACAACAACAACAACAACAACUCCAGCGGAAUCUGAAUCUUGCCCUCACUUGGUCAAUGCAGGAUGCCAGUCAUGUUGCCGCACCCAACAACAACAACAACAACAAUAACGGCUGCAACAACUACAACAACAACAACUUGCCACAGCAAGCGGCGGCAGCAGCAGCAGCAGUUGCCGCACAUGAGCAAACGUUAAAUGUCGAGGCUGUCAUAUUGCAAAAUCAGGUGGACACAUUGCAAUGGCAAUUGAAGCAGACAGAAACCAAUUGUGAAAUGUAUCGAGCUGUAAUGGAGGAAGUCGCUCGCUUCUUCGAGCGCUAUCAACAGCAGCAGCAGCAGCAGCAACAACAGCAACAGUUGCAACAGCAGGAGCAACAGUUGCAGCAACGGCAGCAACAAGCGAAUCGCCACAGCUUGGGCGGCGGCCUGGGCGAGCAAAUCUCACGCUCGAAGAGUCUGCAUCAUGUGCACGGCGUGCAGAGCGAUCCCAAUGGCUGCCCGGACCCGGCAGCUGGCGGCAACAGCUGCGCUGGCUCCGUCGCCUCGUGCAACAGCUCCGCCUCGUAUUUGCGCGCGCGCAGCAGCACGAAUCUGAUGCUAAACAAAUCGAUGCUGACCAUGAACGAGGAGCACAGCUACGAGAGCAUUGCGCCAGCGGGCAGCUACAAUGCCUUCAAGGACUUCACCUGGCGACGCUCGCCCAAGAAGUUGGGCGGCUGCAAGUCGCGUCUCUCCUCGCCGGAGGCAGCCGAGGAGAAGCUUAACCAGGAGGCCUUUCGCCUGGCGCGCACCAUACGCAACCUGUUGCACAUGUCUGGGCAGCAGCCGGAUCUCACGCAGCCGCGUCACUCGAUCGUCUCCCUGGGCGGCGGCCAGCGUCUGUGCAAGAAUCAGAAAACCAGCUCAGUGUUGACGCUGCUCGCAGCUGCACCUGCGCCCGCGCCGCUGCACAAUUCGACCAGCCUGGAUGUGAUGGCCAAUCAUCCGCCGGCUGUCAAGUGCAACGUUGAGCUGGACAACGGCAGCAAUGCCAACGCCGCCGCCGUCGCCGCCAGCAGCGCUGAGAUGCUGUUUUUGCGCGCCAACCAGAUGCGUGAUUCGCGUUUGUCGCUGCGCAGCUCCACCGAUAGCUCUGUGCAUUCCACCAUCUCCUCGACGGCCUCGUCCUCAUCCAAAAUCGAAACCGAUGAGGAGCAUGCCGCCAACAACAACAACAACAACAACAACAACAAUGAUAAUAAGCAAAGCAAGCCAGCUGCGAGCAACUGCAAUAAUAAUGGUUCCAGCACGGAGGAUGAGAGCGGCUUCAGUUCCAUCAGCUCGUUCCAUGAUGUGGGUCUGCCGCUCAGCUCCACACUGAUUGGCGGCAACAAUUGCCGCCUCUCGCUCUCCACAGAGAGCCGCAACUCGACGCUGAAGUCGGCGCUGAAUGUGGUGGGCGUGCCGCUGCAACCGCUGCAACCACAGCUCCCGGCCAGCUGCCAGACGCAAUCGCCAGCGAAAACCUAUCGGAAUGCCAAUCGCUAUCAGCGCUUCUCCACGCUCUCCAAUGAGGAUGCAGCCGCUGUGCUCUGGGUUUAGGCUGAGCCCAUACUCGCACCGAUGCCCAAAACCCACCCCAGUGGCAUUUCUCGCUCCGUUUCAAUUAAGUUUUUUAGUUUUUAUGUUCUAUUACUCGCUAGUGCCUCUCUCUCUCUCUCUCUCUUUCGUUUAGCUGUUAGCCGUUCCUUAAAUUAAAUUUCAAAUUUUUGAUUUACGUACGUUAUGUAUAUGAUAUUAUUUUAAUUAUGUAUAUGUAUUUAGUUUCAGUUUCUUAUCGAAUACGCCGCAUUUCUACAUUUAAUUAUUUGUAUAGUUACAAACUAAGUUUCGCA
Drosophila virilis is the source of this 2756-nucleotide messenger RNA. Its product is annotated as probable serine/threonine-protein kinase cdc7. The record is from RefSeq and is a predicted model, not a curated record. Lineage: Eukaryota; Metazoa; Arthropoda; Insecta; Diptera; Drosophilidae.